Gastrolobium bilobum is the source of this 516-nucleotide messenger RNA. RefSeq lists its product as uncharacterized. The record is from RefSeq and is a predicted model, not a curated record. Bases 1 to 516 code for a protein of 171 amino acids. The transcript has a single exon. Lineage: Eukaryota; Viridiplantae; Streptophyta; Magnoliopsida; Fabales; Fabaceae.
AUGGCAGAAGCUAAAGGAAUUUCCACUCCUAUGCCUAGUGGAUGCAAGCUAAGCAAAUUUGGCUCUAACUAUGUACCUGAUCCCUCGCUUUACAGGUCCAUUGUUGGAGCACUGCAAUAUGCUACAUUAACAAGACCUGAAAUUUCCUUUAGUGUGAAUAAAGUCUGUCAAUUUUUAUCCCAGCCACUUGAGGAACAUUGGAAAAUUGUUAAACGCAUUUUGAGGUAUCUCAAUGUCACUUUAUCCUAUGGUCUGGUAUUUCAUCCACCUUCAUCACAACACCCUCUCUCACUUGUGGCCUUUUGUGAUGCUGAUUGGGAUUCAGAUCCGGAUGAUAGAAGAUCAACCUCUGGAGCUUGUGUGUUCUUAGGCUCCAAUCUCAUCUCUUGGUGGGCUAAGAAGCAAUCCCUAGUGGCACAUUCAAGUGCUGAAACUGAGUAUCGAAGCUUAGCCCAUGUUGCAGCUGAAAUUUUGUGGUUGCAAUCUCUUUUGCAAGAGCUCCAAAUUCCAGUUUAA